Messenger RNA from Lipotes vexillifer (Yangtze River dolphin), 1621 nucleotides. It is a transcript of the gene TM7SF2, whose product is annotated as transmembrane 7 superfamily member 2. The transcript is spliced from 10 exons. Gene Ontology annotation, molecular function: Delta14-sterol reductase activity. NCBI's taxonomy places the organism in Eukaryota, Metazoa, Chordata, Mammalia, Artiodactyla, Lipotidae. The coding region runs from base 139 to 1392 and encodes 417 amino acids. Gene Ontology annotation, biological process: cholesterol biosynthetic process. The record is from RefSeq and is a predicted model, not a curated record. Gene Ontology annotation, cellular component: nuclear inner membrane; endoplasmic reticulum membrane.
GUCUGUGCAGAGACAGGUGCAAGCCCAGCUCGGCUGGGUCCUCCGCGUCACCGAGCCCAUCUCCUGGGGGAUGGGGUGGGCUGUGUUUCCUUGACGGACUUUUGAGAGCCCCCAACCCCCGGCGGAGCGGAGGAGACCAUGGCCCCUCAGGGCUCCCGGGCUGAGCUGGAAUUCGGAGGACCCCUGGGCGCUGCGGCACUGCUGCUGCUGCUCCCCGCCACCAUGUUCCACCUGCUACUGGUAGCCCGCUCGGGCCCAGCGCGCCUCCUGGGCCCACCCCCUUACCUGCCGGAACUCGAGGAGUUGUGGAGCCCGUGGGCGCUGUUGCUGUGUCUCACCUGGCUCGGCCUGCAGGCGGCGCUCUACCUCUUGCCGGCGCGCAAGGUGGCCGAGGGGCAGGAACUGAAGGACAAGAGUCGACUGCGCUACCCCAUUAACGGCUUCCAGGCCCUGGUGCUGACAGCCCUGUUGGUGGGCCUGGGAGUGUUAGCCGGGCUGCCCCUGAGCGCGCUCCCGGAAAUGCUCCUGCCCUUGGCCUUUGCGGCUACCCUCAUCGCCUUCAUCUUCAGCCUCCUUCUCUACCUGAAGGCUCUGGUAGCCCCUGCCUCUGCCCUGGCACCCGGGGGGAACUCAGGCAAUCCCAUUUACGACUUUUUCCUGGGACGGGAGCUCAACCCGCGCAUCUGUUCCUUUGACUUCAAAUAUUUCUGCGAACUGAGGCCUGGCCUCAUCGGCUGGGUCCUCAUCAACCUGGCAUUGCUGAUGCAGGAAGCAGAACUUCGGGGGAGUCCCUCACUGGCCAUGUGGCUGGUCAAUGGCUUCCAGCUACUAUAUGUGGGUGAUGCCCUUUGGCACGAGGAGGCGGUCCUCACCACCAUGGACAUCAUACAUGACGGGUUUGGCUUCAUGCUGGCCUUUGGGGACCUCGCCUGGGUACCCUUCACCUACAGCCUGCAGGCCCAGUUCCUGCUGUACCACCCAGAGCCCCUGGGGUUGCCCCUGGCCUCGGUCAUCUGCCUCAUCAAUGCUGUUGGUUACUACAUCUUCCGUGGAGCCAAUUCUCAGAAAAACACCUUCCGGAAGAAUCCUUCUGAUCCCAGAGUGGCUGACCUUGAGACCAUCUCUACAGCCACAGGGCGACGGCUGCUGGUGUCUGGGUGGUGGGGUAUGGUCCGCCAUCCCAACUACCUUGGAGACCUCAUCAUGGCUCUGGCCUGGUCCUUGCCCUGCGGGGUGUCCCACCUGUUGCCCUACUUCUAUCUCCUUUACUUCACUGCGCUGUUGGCACACCGUGAGGCCCGGGACGAGCAGCAGUGUCUGCAGAAGUAUGGCCUGGCCUGGCAUGCAUACUGCCGGCGCGUGCCCUACCGAAUCGUGCCCUACAUCUACUGAAGCAGCUCCACGUGUCCCAGGUCGGGCCACGUGCCCACCCAGCUGCCAGCACACCCAGCACCAGGAGCCUGGACUCACCUGGCACUCAAGGGCCUGCACCCUACCCUGCUCUGAGCUCCGACAGGCAGGGGUGAACAGCCUGACAGGUGGUGGGAGCAAAAGGGGAAAACGAAGACAAAAUGGAGUGGAGGGGCUGCUCCUCCUCCUUGGAUAAACAUCUGGAACGCUU